Molecule: messenger RNA, 5695 nt
Organism: Pecten maximus
Lineage: Eukaryota; Metazoa; Mollusca; Bivalvia; Pectinida; Pectinidae
Product: protein MON2 homolog
Exons: 34
Coding region: 293-5323 (1676 amino acids)
Source: RefSeq, a predicted model, not a curated record
UUAACUCCCUUGUUUGACAACUCGAUCGUGAUUGCGGUAAUAACAUUUGACAAUGUUUUACACGUAAAUGACUCACUUCAGUACAGAGGGACUUAUUUUCUAAGCAACAUUUUCUAUAUGCUAAGCGUACGGGACACAAACUGAUUGAAUCAUAUUUGCUGACACGGUAAACUUAGGAAUCCACACCCCCAUUUUUUUCUCGUAAUUACACCGAUGCUGUUUCCAUCUGGUUUGUUGACAGUGAUGCGAUAUAUUUAACCCGAUACAAUCAUCUUAAUUAUACAAGUCCAGUAUGAUGUCAGGCCACCCCAACCCGACAAUGGCCAAGAAAUUACUUGACAGUCUGCAGACCGACUUGAGGACACUAUCAUCGGAGAGCCGGAGGAAACACCCUAACGUCAAAGAGGCUUCAGAACAGGUCCAGCUAAGAUUGAGAACAAUUAGUUCCAAGAAUGAAGACAUUAUUUCAGGUUUGGUGCCAGCCAGUGCAGAAAUUGUACACCCUUUUGUUCUUGGAUGUGAAACAAAAAACUCCAAAAUAAUUCAGUUAUGUCUGAUGACGGUACAGAGACUGAUCUCACAUGAGGCCUUGUCUAUGACCGCAGCUAACAGUGUGAUACAGAUGUUAUGGCAGCUGAUGGAAGCUGGUACAGAGGAGCUCAAACUUCUCCAGACGGCCAUACUUCUUAUCACUACAAACUCUGUAGUACAGCACGAGUCACUUGCUAAAGCAUUGGUGCUGUGCUUCAGACUUCACUUCACUAAGGAUAGCACGACUAUCAACACUGCAGCAGCCAUCAUUAAACAGCUUGUUAGUAAUGUGUUUGAACGAGUCGCUGUGGAGGAUAGAGUCCAGUCACAGGAACAAAGAUCCCCUUUGAACACGGAGGAGCUGAAGGUAGGAAGCAGGAAUGCUCCCAAGUCUCUGAGGCCCUGUGCUGGUGACGCCUACCUGUUAUUCCAGGACUUGUGUCAGCUGGUAAAUGCGGACCAGCCAUUCUGGUUGGUUGGAAUGACCGAGAUGACCCGGACUUUUGGACUAGAACUAUUGGAGGCUGUCCUGACAUCCUUCCCCACGAUUUUCCUCCAGCAUCAAGAGUUUAGUUUCUUGUUGAAGGAGCGAGUGUGUCCCCUCGUCAUUAAACUAUUCUCUCCGAGUCUUAAGUACAGACAAGGGUUACCUGCCCCUCCUUCCCCAGUCCCUGCAGAGAAACCAUACUUCCCUAUUGUGAUGAGGCUACUGAGGAUUGUGUCAGCCCUGAUAAAACAUUUCUACAAAUUAUUGAUGACAGAGUGUGAGAUUUUCCUGUCGCUUCUUGUCAAGUUUUUGGAGCCUGAAAAACCGAUGUGGCAGCGAUGUCUGUCUCUUGAGGUCCUUCACAAACUCAGCAUGCAGCCAGACUUAGUCAAAUCUUUCUGCCAGAGUUAUGAUAUGAAACAACACUCUACGAAGAUAUUCCGUGACAUGGUCAAUGGCCUGGGAGCAUUUAUUCAGUCUCAGUUUAUGAAUCCAACAAUCAGUCAAGCAGCCCAGACAGGAAUAAAGGCCCCAGACACCCAGGGUACUCCUCCAGCCAUGGUAGGGGGCCUCCCUGUGGGUGGAGGUGUGACCCCUCAGCCUGCCUUUAUGUAUCGAGGAACAUGGAUACCCCUGGUGAUUGUUAGUGGUCAAGCAAGGUCCCUCUACCUAGAGAUGCUCGAUAAAGUGGAGCCGCCUAGCAUUGUGGAUGGUUACGGACUGUCGCUAGCCUUCCAUUGUCUCGUGGAGGUAGUCACUAGUGUCCAGCACCUGUUACAGGGAGAGGUUAAGGAGGACCAGAAGAUUGACGAGCAAAACACCAGUGGUCAACGAGUACUAUCAGAUGAAGAACGAGGCUUACAUGAGGAGCUGAUCAACUCGUCAUGGUGUGGUAUGCUGGCAGCAAUGUCUCUCCUCCUGGAUGCUAGUACUGACGAGAGUGCUACCCAGGCAAUCCUGAAAUCACUACAAACAUUUGCCAACUUGUGUGGUGUUCUACAGAUGAACGUACCUAGGGAUGCCUUCAUCACUGCUUUGUGUAAAGCAUCCUUACCUCCACACUAUACAUUGACCAUCCUCAACAGCCAAUCUAAUGCCCAAGCUGCUCAGCGAGGUCACUACAGAACGUCCAGUCAGGAUCUCCCUGCCCUAGGGCUAGAGGCUGUAGAGAGGAGUCAAGUGGUUGCUGUGGGUACACCCCUCCCUACUGCCUCCCUCCCUGCGGGGGCACACACAGGUCCAGUCAUGUUAACAGCAAAGAACAUUCAAUGUAUGCGGGCAUUACUAUCAGUGGCUCACUGUCAUGGGGGCAUUCUUGGGACAGCAUGGCACCUGGUGUUAACGACAUUACAGCACCUAGUGUGGAUACUAGGCCUGAAGCCAUCCUCUGGAGGGAGUCUUAAGGUCACUCAGCAGAUAUCCGAGGGAUCUAACGCUGUCAUAACAACCGCUGUCAUGGCUGACCUACCAGUACUCUCUGCCAUGUUGUCACGUCUGUUUGAAAGUUCCCAGUACCUGGAUGAUGUAGCCCUCCACCACCUUAUCGAUGCCCUGUGCAAACUGUCAGCCGAAGCCAUGGAGCUUGCCUACUCCAACAGGGAGCCAUCUUUGUUUGCCGUGGCUAAGUUACUGGAGACAGGCUUGGUCAAUCUGGCCCGUGUGGAGGUCCUUUGGCGACCAGUUACUGCUCACUUACUUGAGGUAUGUCAGCAUCCUCAUCAAGGUAUGCGGUGCUGGGGUGCAGAAGCAGUUACCUCCCUUGUCAGAGCAGCUCUGGAGCAUGGAUACGAUCCGCCUCUUCAGUCAAAUCUGAAACUACAGAUGUCCAUCCUAGCCCCGCUUCAGGAGUUGUCCAACAUACUACAGGCAGACAUCAGACAGAGGCAGCUGGAGUGUGUUCUACAGAUCUUACACAACAACGGGGACACGCUUCUCCAUGGCUGGCCCCUAAUGUUAGGGGUCAUUGGGGCAGUCAACAACAACCAGGGUGAGAAGCUCAUACAGACAGCCUUUCAGAGCCUACAGCUGGUUGUUACUGAUUUCCUUCCCAUCAUUCCAUGUAUGUACCUUCAAGUCUGUGUGGAAGUUGCUGCCAAAUUUGGGCUGCAGAAUCAAGAACUUAACAUAAGUCUAACGGCCAUAGGUUUACUGUGGAAUGUUGCGGACUUUUUCUACCAGAACCGCCAACGGAUUCACACUGACCUGGACAAGGACAUGACUGAUACGGAGAAGAAGAGGCUGGGCAUGCCUGCAUUCGAUGCAUUGUGGAUGUGUCUGUUUAUGAAGUUAGGUCAGCUUUGUGUGGACGAGCGACCUGCAGUGAGGAAAAGUGCAGGACAGACCCUCUUCUCCACAAUAUCUGCCCAUGGAGGUCUGCUUCACAAGGAAACUUGGAAACGUGUUCUCUGGCAGGUGUUGUUCCCGUUACUGGAGAAGGUCCAGAAACUGUCCAGCACCGCAUCCAGUGUGAAAGAUGAGGCUGCCACCGGUAACAUCCUGAUCCAUCACUCUCGUGACACCGCUGAGAAACAGUGGGCGGAAACCAGAGUCCUCACAUUGGCUGGGGUGGCCAGGACUUUCAACUCCAAACGCAAAACCCUCCAAACUAUAGCUGGAGAUUUUCCAAGAGCCUGGUCUCUACUGUUGGAAUAUAUAGAGUUCUCUGCUCUUUGUCUCAAUGCUGAAGUGUCUCUGGCAGCACUGAAAAGUUUCCAGGAAAUUCUUCAGAUAAAUCGGGACCCUAGAGACAAGGGGGAUGGAUCCAUAGUGGAUGGUCUACCUAGCAUGGCCCCUCCAAUGGAGGAGAUUAUAAAUAGAUCUGAACAAACAAAAGUCCAGGAAGGUGAAGGUCACGUGUCACAAGACAUGGACUAUGACCCAUCACUUUGGACAACAGCCUGGAAAGUAUGGCUUAAUAUAGGAACAAAUGCAACGAAACCACCAGAAACAACACACCGACCUGAGAAGGUAUAUGUGCCAUCACAACCGUUUCUCACAGCCUUGAUUCAGACAUUUCCAUCUCUAUUUGAACACAUCAAAGUACGUUUUGUGGGUGCUGACUUACAAAAACUGUGUACUGUGUUACGGAGAGCGCUGACAGUUCCUGUACACGGUGAUGCCUCGCCCUUCAUCAUUCCAUCCUAUCCUGAUGUGACCAUUACUCCCCUACAGGAGGCCACCCUACAGUCCAUGGAGGCCCUUAUACAGGCUAUCCACAGUGGCCCAGAAUCUAUGCAGUCUAUGUACCCUGAAAUCUUUCACCAACUCCUGACCUUCAUAGAGUAUGGGGUCAGAGUGCCCAAAUAUGGUCAACUGGAUGCCAAGGCCUUUGGUUCCGUCAAAGGGCCACAGGUUGAUUGGGUGACCAUGAACUUUGUGCCAUUUGCAGAGAAAUCUGUAGUACUAACCGUAGAUCUGUACCGGUCAACAGCCAAACAUCCUGCUGUGGUGGACACACAAAUAUUACAGAACAUCAUCAAGACGUUCCGGUUACCACUGGGUUACAAGUAUAAUUGCCCCUCCCCCACCACAUGGACACUGGUCAUCCACUCUCUCCUCACUAUCCUCAACGUAGGACUGUCUGUAGCCAGGAAACAUGAAGCAGCCUUCCAAUCCAUGUGGCCAGAACUAGCUCAUACUUUAGAGGAAUUUCUCUUCUCCAAGAGUACUUCCCCACCCACUAUGUCUGUUGAAGACUUCCAGAAGGAUGAGGCCAUUGACUGUAAGGUGAUUCAGAUGAUCCGAGAUGAUAUCCUGCCCUAUGCUGGUACCAUGCCUAAAGACUUUGUCAAAAGAAUCAUGAAGCUGCUGAACCGUGGCUCAAUACAUGCUACUACAUCAGACAACUUCAUCGAUACAGACUCAAGUCGGAAGCUACGUGAGGAGUUUGCCAAGACCUGUUUUGAAACAUUAUUGCAGUUCUCAUUCAUCAGCCAGACUAAAUCAGAGGAGGGAACCAUCACCAAACUGGCUGUAUUGUCUCUCCUACAGCGCUGUCAGGACGUCGUCAAGAAAUAUGUUGAAGAUGAGAGACUCAGUGGCAAAUGUCCUCUCCCCAGACCCAGAUUGGCUGAAAUGGCAUCAGUUUUGAAGGCCAUCACAACACUGUUAGUGUCACUGAAAAAAGCUCCUCCUGCAAAUGUGGAGCUGAGUGUUUGGAAGCAAGUUAUACAGCUGUAUCCGUACCUAGUAGACUGUACCACCUCCUCCUCACCCAAUGUCUGCCGUGCCCUCAAGGAUGCUCUCCACCAGUACCGUGCCCUCUUGGUCCCACCAAUGUCCACCGCCCUCAACGGUACAUCAUAGGAGAUAACUACAAUGUCACUACUUAGGACACGUGAAAUCUGGACAGAACGCAAAGUCACCUAUACAGAAAUGUCGUCCUUGAGACAGGAGUCAAGGUCAUCCACAGUGGAUUUUUUCAUUGGAAUAGAAGUCAACUUUACCUAAAAUGACUUGCCCUUAUUACAUGGAGAUUCUACAGAUCAAAUUUUAACUACAUUGUACAUGGAACCACCAAGUGAGAAUUUGUGUUGUGUAAUAACAUUAUCCUAUACUGUGAUCACUGAUCAAGGUCAGAUGUCACUAACUAAUCUUUUGUACAUGUUAUGAUACAAAGUCAAUGUUUUUAUUGACUGUUCACUGGAUAAACCCCUGUGUCAUUAAAAAGUAUAUUUA